UAUUCCAAGAUGGCGGGCCGAGGCUGGGGAAGGGGAAGAGGACUUCUAUCAAGCAACGUGACUGCAGUCGCUCCCGGAAGUGGAGAUUACCAGGCUCUUCUAGUCAAACUUGGUCAUAUUCGAACAGCCGAAGAAGAGAAGAACAAAGAACACAAUGGCGAUCAGAACGCCAAGUCACCAUCACCCUCACCCUCCCCAUCAUUGUCAACAACGACCCUCAGCGACGUAGAGGAAGCGCUGCGUAGCCUACAACUGGAUGCAGAUGAGUCAGAUCUGAAGAAAAUCAACGAGCUGGCGACUGACGCCACCAAGAGUGGGGAGGACUUGAAGAAAGUUGCAGAGAUGAUAUAUAAGAAGUGCCUCGGUGACCGCGAUUUCGCCAAGUCUGGUGCCAUCAUUUGUCACCUAAUGGCUGGGAUUGAAGUGGAAGGAACCAGGUUUAGAAACUGUAUAUUGUCACUACUGCAGAAAGAUUUUAAAGAUAAAGAAGAGAUCAGAAAGACUUCAUCUGUGAGAUUCCUGGGUUUCCUGGCCACGCUGUGCCAAGUGUUCGACCACAUGCGGACAGCGACGGGGGAGCUGUUCAAGCCGCUGGUCGGUCCCAUCUGUGAGAGCAUGGAGAUGAUCUUGGAGCAGGAGACGGACACCACGGCUGACGAGUGUGAAUUCCUCACGUUGCAGUUACAAGCUGUUGGCAAGGAGAUAGAUGACAUCGGCAGUGAAAGACUCGGAAAACUCAUGGAAAAAGUCCGGACGAAGAUAGUGAAUAAUGGCACAUCACCACGAAUACGGUGUACUCUCCUUGAAGUCCUGGAAUGUUACUGUCGGAGGUUUGAGGAACCUCCAAAUGACGUCACUCGUUUCUAUUGCGACACAAUGGCUGAUAUUCUGUCUGGAAUGGUUGUUUGAUCAAAGAAUUGCUCAUAUCAUUCACGGUUUUAUCAUUCGGUUUUAUCAUUCACGGUUUUAUCAUUCACGGUUUUAUCAUUCACUGUUUUAUCAUCAGUUUGAUCAUUCACGUUUGAUCAUUCACUGUUUUUAUCAUUCACUCUUUUAGCCUUCACCAACAUCAAUCGCUUUAUCGAUUUUUAUGAGCAAGUAAAAGCAGUUCAACUGUCAGUUUCAUCUUAAAUAAUUUGUUUAAAAUUUUUAGCUUUGUUUCAGCCAUUGGGAUGAGGUAUAUAUAGAUGCAAAGAGUGAACCAUUCAUUUUGAUAGAAGUGUCAGUGUUUCUCAUUUACACUCAAUGUCGGGAAGCUGACAUGGAUAAGUUGGAAUGAGUGAGGCACUAUGGUUUUUAUGCCUCUUUAAACAAUGUGUGACAAUAUCACAUCCAGGGAUCCCAUAAAUGUGCUGCAGACAUGGGACCCUCAUCCAGAGAUGUAGUACAGGGUUUUCACAGGCUUGAAAAAGCCUGAAAUAUGGACAUUUUAUCCCAAAAGGCCCUAAAUUUGUUUUAACCUUGAAAACGGCCUUAUUUGCCAGUGAUUUGGCCUAUAAUGGACAUAUAUUUAGCUAUACUUGUCAAGUUAUGAUUUUAGCAGGUUCUAAUACAUGAUAAAAAUACCUUGAAAUGAGUGAUAAUGAAUUUCCAUCGCGAAGCAAAACUUUCCCAGUGCAGCGACGUAUCUAAGACUUAUUUCCGUCUGAUGGUCGGUGCCACAUUUGACCAACCUUGUGUGUAUUCAACUACCUAUGUGUUAUCUAUGUGUUUCUAUAGUUCAUUAAAAUUGUUAAUUGGGCCUUGAAAGCCCCUAAAAAGGCCUUAAAUUUGAUGACUGAUAAUAUACUGAGGGAAAAAAAUAAGGGAUCACAUGAAAGCACAAGUGUUCCUUUUUUUUUUUCCAAGGUUUCUUCACAAGCUUCCUAUCGCAUUGCUUGUGAAGAAACCUGGAAAAAAAUAAAGGAACAUGUGUGCUUUCAUGUGGUCCCUUAUUAUUUUCCCUCAGUAUAUGUAUAUACAUGCUUUUAGGUUUUCGGAGGACAAAAAUCCGUAAAACAAGAAAUAAAAUUGGUCUGGCCUAAUUACCCUAUUGAUAAAUGUCUUGAAACAUAAACUCACUCGCUCCACCAGAAUCAAAUGUGGGCAGGGUGUUUUUUCACAAAGGCUGAAGGCUGUUUCCUUUCCUAGUUUGCAAUCACUGGGUUUAAAUUUACAAAGUUUAAUUUCUUAAUUUUAAAGUUCAUUUCAAGCUUAUCCACUUCUCUGUGUCCAGUAUCUCCUUGGUAAGACAUUUGUUUUAUGUUCAUGUUUUUAAAGUAAGCUAGGGUUUAGAUGUGUUUGUUUCAAAGUACAAUGUAUCUGGAUACAUUUUAUAAAUAAAAGUCUUUCUGGACACCAGUUCCACAAAGAGAUCUUAGCGCUAUCCGUGACUAUCGUAAACCUAAGUUAAAGUAUGGGAGUUACGAUCAUCUUAUUGCUAAGAUUACUUUGUGGAACUGAGCCCAGAUAUACCCUUUUGAGCCUUGAAUGGUCAAGAUGUUGACCAGUCAUUGGGGUGGAGUUAGCAUAAGAGGUCUUUAAUGCACAGAUGUACAUAAACUAAUAUCCUUCCCCCAACGCUUGACAAAUUAAUUGAUGAGUGAGUGAGUUAAGUCUUACGCCGCACUCAGCAAUAUUCCAGCUAUAUGGCGGCAGUCUGUAAAUAUUCGAGUCUGAACCAGAUAAUUCAGUGAUCAACAGC
Haliotis rubra (blacklip abalone) is the source of this 2683-nucleotide messenger RNA. RefSeq names its product CBP80/20-dependent translation initiation factor-like. Gene Ontology annotation, cellular component: cytosol. Gene Ontology annotation, biological process: regulation of translational initiation. Lineage: Eukaryota; Metazoa; Mollusca; Gastropoda; Lepetellida; Haliotidae. Gene Ontology annotation, molecular function: translation activator activity; RNA binding; protein binding. The coding region runs from base 10 to 909 and encodes 299 amino acids. The record is from RefSeq and is a predicted model, not a curated record. The transcript has 6 exons.